This is a messenger RNA of Lotus japonicus, 909 nucleotides long. RefSeq lists its product as uncharacterized. The record is from RefSeq and is a predicted model, not a curated record. Bases 1 to 909 code for a protein of 302 amino acids. The transcript is spliced from 3 exons. NCBI's taxonomy places the organism in Eukaryota, Viridiplantae, Streptophyta, Magnoliopsida, Fabales, Fabaceae.
AUGAUUAAACUUUUGGCUUCUUAUAAUAAGGAAGUAGAUGAUGUUGUCUUGGAAAAUGCCCGUCAAAAUGCAAAGUACACAUCACCUACUAUUCAAAAAGAAAUCGUACAUGUUUUUGCAAGGAAUGUGCAAAGUGAUAUUCGGAAAGAGAUUGGUGAUGCAAAAUUUUGUUUACUUGUUGAUGAAGCUCGUGAUGAAUCUAAGAGGGAGCAAAUGGCUCUUGUCAUUAGAUUUGUUGAUAAGAAUGGAUAUGUUAAGAAGCAUUUCUUGGAUAUAAUACAUAUUGCUCUUGUUGCUUCGGCUAAAGAAGUAGUUGAUGCUCAUGCUUUUUUUCAAAACUUGAAUAUGAUUGUCAAUGUUGUAGGUUCUUCUUGUAAACGCAAUGAUGAGUUGCAUGCUACUUAUGCAAAUGAAAUUUUAAGAUAUUGUGGUUUGGAUGCUCUUCUAGAAGAUGUUAGAUCUUUUUGUGAUAGUCGAUCUAUUGAAGUUCCAGACAUGAGCUCUUCUUUCUCUUACAUAAUUCGAUCUCGUCGUCAAAAGGAUAAAGUGACAAUAGAGCACCAUUAUCGUAUUGAUGUAUUUAAUGCUGUCAUCGAUCAGUUGAAAGAAUUGAAUACCAGGUUCAGUGAGCAAGCAACUGAGCUUCUUAAAUUGAGCACAACUUUAGAUCCUAAGAAUUCAUUCAAGUCAUUUAAUGUUGGGCAUAUCUACAAUCUUGUGGAGAAAUUCUAUCCUUCGGAUUUUUCUGGCCAAGAAAAGAUUCAAUUAGCGUAUGAAUUGCAACAUUAUGAAUUUGAUGUGAUCAAAGAUGUCAAGUUUCAGAAUUUGUCCACUAUUGGUGAAUUGUGUCAAAAGUUAGUUGAGACUGAAAAAUCAAAUGUCUAUCCUUUACUUGAUAGAUUGUUGUGA